Miscanthus lutarioriparius is the source of this 546-nucleotide messenger RNA. The record is from the annotation of a GenBank genome assembly. NCBI's taxonomy places the organism in Eukaryota, Viridiplantae, Streptophyta, Magnoliopsida, Poales, Poaceae.
AUGUCGAAGAACCCCGACGCGACGCCGGGCGUGGCCCAGAGGUACGACACGGUGGCGAGCGCGAGCGCGACGCCGGGGGUCGUGAUGGUGAGCCCGUCGUUCUGGGGGAGCUGCCUCCCGCACGCUCGCCAUCGCGUCUGGCCGCGCGCCGUCAGCACCAGCGCCGAGUCCGCCGCCGCCUUUAUGGAGGUGCUCGUCGCGCUGUGCCCGUGCCUGUGCGACUGCGAGCUGCGCGUGGGGAGCAGGGUGCCGCGGCUGUGUGUGCAAAGCGGCGUGGCUGGCUGCGCGGGCCGCGUGGGCGAGCAGCGAGAAGGGCACCGCGGCGGCGCAGGCGAGCAGCGAGCGGGACGCGGUGACCGGACGGGCGAGCAGCUAGCAGGGCACCGCGGCGGCGCAGGCGACCGGCGAGCGGGACGCGGUGGCCGCGCGGGCGAGCAGCGAGCAGGGCACCGCGGCGGCGGAGGCGACCGUCGAGCGGGACACGGUGGCCGCGGGCGAGCAGCGAGCAGGAUGGGUGGCCUAGCAUGCGUUCGACGAAAUGACUGA